Molecule: messenger RNA, 663 nt
Organism: Agrilus planipennis (emerald ash borer)
Lineage: Eukaryota; Metazoa; Arthropoda; Insecta; Coleoptera; Buprestidae
Product: vacuolar protein sorting-associated protein 37A-like
Exons: 4
Source: RefSeq, a predicted model, not a curated record
UAUGUUACUUUGACAGAUAAACCAAAAAUUAAUAAAAUAAUCCUAUAUCUGCAUUUUUAGAUUUAAACUUGUUAAAAAAUGAUGGUUCAGGGACUAUACAGGCCAGAUUCCACUUCUCGUCAACGUCAAAUUAAUACAUUGAAGAUUUUUAAUGAUAAUGUAAUUGAAGUAGUUCAAGAUUCGGAAUAUAAUGUGCUAUUCAAAGCUGGAAUUUACGAUUUUUGUCUUCGAGUCUUGCUUUCUAACGAUUUUCCAAAUGAAAGACCCAUUUUAAAAAUUUCUCCAGUGGUUGUCCAUCCAUGGGUAGAUCAGGAGGGUGAAAUUAAAUCAGCACCUGGCUUGCUAAAUUUUACAGUACAUUCAGAUUUAGGAAGAGUUGUGCAAGCUAUCAUAAGAGAAUUUGAAAGGACUCCCCCACCUCUUACAACAGAACAGUGUCUCAGUAAUUCAUCUCCUUCAGUACCUGUUAGAGAUAUGGAAAACAGAGGGAAAGUUAGUCCAAUUAGUUCUUACCCUGGUUUAAAUAAUUUUUCUCCCCCAACGUAUCACUAUACCUCUUCACAUUUACCACAGUCAGUUACUUUGCCAGAACUGAAUAAUUUAAGUUUAGAUGAUUUACAAUUUUUAAACGAAUCAUUGGAAGCACAAGAGGAGUUUUUAGAG